This is a messenger RNA of Nicotiana tabacum (common tobacco), 4000 nucleotides long. RefSeq lists its product as uncharacterized. The record is from RefSeq and is a predicted model, not a curated record. Lineage: Eukaryota; Viridiplantae; Streptophyta; Magnoliopsida; Solanales; Solanaceae.
UAAUAGCAUUGCCCUUUCAUUUUGGCCACCUACACUGACGGAGCUACCAAGAAUUCUAUCUUUGACACCGUUCUCAAAUUGCUCUCUGUUUCUUUUUGUAAUUGUAAUGUCAAUUGCUCUCUGCUUCAAAGACUAGUCCCCAACAUUCUCCAAUUCGAUGACACCAUUACUCUUUCAAAAUUCUUUUUUGUCAAAGACGAAUCCAGCUAAUUCAUCAGCCAUGAAUUUGAAAUUUUUGAAGAGAACUAGAGGAAGAUUUUGGCAAAAAUUGAAAGAAAAGGAGCUUCGAUAUAAACAUUGACCCCGCUCGCUGCAAAAAGGUACGUUUUUCAUCAAUUUUUCUGGAAUAGCAGCUGAAAUUUAGUUCUCUGAUUUCCUCAUAAGUUGCAGAUGUAAAUAUGACUUAAAAUAAAUUAAUGAGAUUUUGCUUUGAUAUUGGCAACAGUAAAUUUGUAUUGUUGGCAAUACACUUUAUUUUUGCCUACAAAAUAGGUGGGUUGUGGCCUAAAACUUAGCUAAUUAUUUUCCAGUUUUCCGCCAAAAUCAAACGCGCCAAAAUUUUCUCUUGUUAAUCACUUUUUCCGGAUUUUUAGCCCACUAUUUUAGUUGCUUUGGGUAAGUUUUUUGUUGCUGCCAUAUUUUAUUUGAAAACAUAGUUGUUUUAAAAUAUAAUAAAUUAGCAAUAAUUUAUAUUUGGUAGAACCCUUAAUUGUCUCAACAAGUUCUGUUCACGCCUUAAUUUUCUCAACAUGUUUGAUUAGUGGCCUAAGAUUUAGCUUAGUAUUUUUCAACUUUCCGCCCAAAGAAAAGCGGCAAACCAGUUUCUUCCUUUUAAUUAUCUUUUCCUUAAUCCUUAGCCUAUUUCAGUUACCAUUCUAGCAAGGUUUUCUCCUUUAUUAUUCUACAUCUCUGAGCAAUUGGUUCUGGUCUAUUCUUUGCUUCGUUAUUUCUCGUCUACAAAGUCUGGUGAGUCUUGCUGAUUACUAUUUAUCUAUAGUGUGUUCCUUCGCUUGUAUCACUGUUCGUUCAAUUUAUAUGCUGUUAUUUUUACUGUAUUUUAGUAUACAGUCCUUCUCUGACCUUUUCCUUAUUUAUUUUUUUGCUAAAUUGACAGCAAAAAAUUGAGGGACAGUUAAUAUUUUAUAAUUUGUAGGUUAUUAUAUGAUGGAUAAAAGUUGGAUACUUCUUAGGAAUAGGGCAUUACCAGAAUACUUGAAUGGCGUGGAACAAUUUUUAAACUUUGCAUUUUCAAAUCCUAAUAUUGGUUUAAGAAUUCAAUGUUCGUGCACUAACUGUAACCAUGUGCGUAGGAAAACACGAGAAGAAGUGAAAAUAGAUUUACUUAGGUGGGGUAUAGAUCCAACAUAUAAUAGGUGGAUUCAUCAUGGUGAGUCAGAUUUAUCUUCAGAUGAUGAAAUAAAUUCUAGUGCAAAUUCAGAUUUAGGAAAUGAUGAUGAUGCCACUUUCGAGAUGUUGCAUGACAUGUAUCACGGUGUUCCUAUAGAUAAUAUAACUCAUGAUCCGUCUGAUGAGUCGGCUGAGUCUAGAUAUGAAGAACCUAAUGCAGAAGCUAAGAGUUUUUAUCGGUUGUUAAAGGAUGCAGAGCAGAAGUUACAUCCAGAUUGUGAAAAGUUCUCGAAGCUCUCUUUUGUAAUGCGUCUUUUUCAAAUGAAGUGCUUGCAUGGUUGGAGUAAUACUUCAUUAGACUCUUUGUUAAAACUAUUAAGUGAUGCCUUUCCCAAAGGACAUGUGCUCCCUAAUUCUAUUUAUGAAGUUCAAAAGAUUAUUAAAGAUUUGGGUCUGGAUUAUGUGAAAAUAGAUGCUUGUGUUAAUAAUUGCAUCUUAUAUAGAAAGGAAUAUGCGGAUCUUGAGCAAUGUCCUAAAUGUGGUGAGAAAAGAUGGAUAGUACGGAAAGGAGGAGAAGAUGACAAUGAGGUUGCUUCAAGUAAAUUGAAUAAGAGAAAGAAAGGAAUUCCUAGGAAAAUUCUUAGAUACUUUCCUUUGAUCCCAAGAUUACAACGAUUGUUUAUGACUAAACGAACCGCAGAAGAUAUGAGAUGGCAUAAAGAUAAGCGAGUUGAUGAUGGAGUAUUAAGGCAUCCAGCUGACUCACUGACAUGGAAAACUUUUGAUGAGAACCAUUUGGAUUUUGCAUCAGAUCCACGUAAUGUAAGACUUGGACUUGCUUCAGAUGGUUUUAAUCCUUUUGGUUCCAUGAGUAAUGCCUACAGUAUGUGGCCAGUAUUCUUGAUUCCGUAUAAUCUUCUCCCAUGGCUAUGCAUGAAACAGUCUAAUAUUUUAUUAUCCUUGCUUAUUCCUGGCCCAAAAAGCCCUGGUAUGGAUAUAGAUGUGUAUCUCCAACCUUUGGUUGAUGAUUUGAAAAAAUUAUGGGCGGAUGGAAUUGAGACUUAUGAUGCUUUUAAGCAACAAAAUUUUCAAUUACGUGCUUCAUUGUGCAAGUAAACCACAUACAAAUUGAGAACAAAGUAUAAGGGUUAUGUGAUCAUCCUGGCUGGAACUGCAUUUUCUAAUAUAUUCCCGUUGAUUCUACUUCAGCAAAGUUUCAUUGCACAUUAGAUUGUAGACUGAGGUUAUUUUGUUCUUAGUGAUAAGCCAAAGUUAUCCAUCUGAAAUCUUGCUCUUUGUUUGCUCUUUGUACAAAAAUUGAACUAUCAUAUAUGCUGCUCAAUAUAACCGUUUAGUAAUCAUUUGAUUGCCUAGUUGGAACUUAUUUCUUGAACUUAGUUGUGGUUCAUCAGUUAAGUUGUUAUUAAUUAGACAUUGUUGUCGUACACCUCUAAUUUUGGCUUCUAAUUCUUGAAGUAUUUUUAUUUUUCCUAAGUCGGGGGUCUUCCGGAAAUAACCUCUCUGUUUUCUUGAAGGUAGAGGUAAGGUCUGCGUACAUCGUACCCUCCCCAGACUCCACUUAUCAUGAAAUUAUACUGGGUUUGUUAUUGUUGUUAAAUACAAUGUAAGUUUUAUUUAAUAACAAAUUGCUUUAUUUUGUUCUUUUAUCUGCUUCUUUUUUUAAAAUUCAAUUAUAGUUUAGUACUAAUACAAAAUAGUCAACUUAAUUAAUUUUUUUCUUUUUUGCAAAUUCCUUCCUUAAAAUUGAAAGCCUCAAAUUGCUUUAACAAAUCUUCUGCCACAAUCUUCUUUAACAAUCACUUUGAAUGGGCAAGAGAAACUAAGAGUUUGAGACUCUUUUUCAAUUCUUUUAGUAUAAACAUACUCUUAAUCUUAAUUUCUCUAGUAAGUCUUUGAUAAUUUUAAGUUUGAACGCCCUUUCCGAAGAACACUCUCUCUCCCCCGUUUAGUGCUUUCUUUUUCUUUAGAACUUCUUUUUGUUAAUACUUGGAUGAUAAGUCAUCAUAAUCAUUAAUUUUCAAAGAGUUGCACGCCAAAUUUUAUCGCUGGUGAUUAGCAUAUACAGUGGUGCCCCCGUCAUGCUCAAAUCCUGGGUCCGCCUAUGUAUAGGAGAAGAGGUUGGAUGCUAAAAAAAGGCCAUUUUGUUCAUCCUUAGCAGUGAAGUUGGGAGAAGGCAUCCACCUUAGCAUCCACACCUGGGCGCAGCAAGGAUGAGGGAACAAAGGGUGGACGCGAAGCAUACACCCCAGUAUCUUAUGCUGAAAAGUUCAAGCUGAGGCAGACUUGAAGCUUCCAACUCAACAUCAAUCCCUGAAGUUGAGUUGGAAAAGGAAAAGGAAAACUUUGGCCCACGACUUUUGUAUGCAAUAUAUAAGUCAAAAACGCCUCUUUUAGAUCAUCCAACACAUUGGGAAGCAAAGUCAUCAUAGAGUAUGGAAACCACAGAAUUCGUCUUGAGUUCUUACUUUUCCCUUCUUUUAUAGAUUUUUAUGUAUUCUUGGGAGUUAAUUGAGAUUACUACCAUGAUUAUGAGUGGCUAAACUCGUUUAUUCUGGGGUUAUGAUUUUACAUGAAUGUUGAUAUUCGAAUAUUGAUUUGACGAGUUAAUUUAUCAUAUUGGGUUGUUUAUUCA